AUGACAUUUAGGAGAAAUUAUGCCCAUGGACAAUCCAUCAGAAAUAAUGUACAAAAGGAUAAGAUCGGUGCGGCGACUUUUACAAAUGGGAGAAUAUUUUAUCCCGAACUUGCCUAUGUUGGUGGAACACCGUCCUUGACACCACCUCUUCCACCUAGACGUAAUAUUAUCCCAAACUUUAACCGUAACCCAAACAAUCAUUUGAAUUUUAAUCCGACUUUAAGUCGCAAUCAAAAUUUAAACCACAACCCAAACUUUCAUCCUAACGUUAAUCCAAAUCUCAAUAGUAAUAUUAGUUUCAAUCACAACCGUAACGUUCCUGAAAACUUUAGAAGGAAUUCAGCUUUCACAAAUAAUCUUCAAAAUCGGCGACCAGAGCCCAUGGAUGUAGAUAAUUCAAUCCAAACCUGCCAGGUCGAUUACAUGAACAGACCACCUAACAAUUUAGCAGUAAAAAGACCAGCAACAUCUUUUCAAAUUCCAGUGAGUAAAUUUCAGCGAAAUUUCAAUAUAAAUGCUGAUUGUACUCCGAAGGAAACCUUCUAUGAUUACUAUCGGCCGGAAGAUGGUAAUAUGAGCCAUCAUAACCAGAACGUGGAUUUUGAAUAUGAUGCUGAUUACUUUCGUCAAAUUCCUGAGGAAGUAACAACGCUCGAAAAGAAAGAAGAAGAAACUAAUGAUGUUCAGCCUGCUGUUAAUUUUUUAGAUUAA
Musca domestica (house fly) is the source of this 711-nucleotide messenger RNA. Its product is annotated as circumsporozoite protein-like. The coding region runs from base 1 to 711 and encodes 236 amino acids. The transcript has a single exon. Lineage: Eukaryota; Metazoa; Arthropoda; Insecta; Diptera; Muscidae. The record is from RefSeq and is a predicted model, not a curated record.